Molecule: messenger RNA, 1077 nt
Organism: Podospora pseudocomata
Lineage: Eukaryota; Fungi; Ascomycota; Sordariomycetes; Sordariales; Podosporaceae
Exons: 4
Coding region: 337-1077 (246 amino acids)
Source: RefSeq, a predicted model, not a curated record
UUCUGGUCAACGCAGUCCGCAUCGCCCUCGGGCAACGGAUGAAGGUCAGCCUUCCUCUCUUCGUCCUCAUCUUCACCGUGUCACCAAUCCCAGAGCCUGGCUGGCGCGUCGUUCCUCGCAGACCUUGGUCCACGCCAACUGCACUGUAUCCAAGCCGAUGUUCUCUUGUCUGGCGCGUUCAACCCCGUCAGAUUGGUGACGUCGGACCUAUUGACUAUCUUUUAAGGCCUAUUAACUAUCUUUUACCCUCAUGGAGGGAUCCUGUCGGGCUCUCAUGCCCAUCAUCUUGGUCACAGCUCCGAGGGUGUGGACUCCCUCUCGAGCCAGUUCGGUGCGAUGAGUCUUCCGCCUAGCAACGGCCACGAAGCCUCCAAUAUGUCACAGAUCCAGCAGCAUGGAUACAUGACGAGCCAGGAGCAACCUGUCGCUUACCAGGGCUACUCGUCCAGGGCGGGUCUCCCCAGACAGCGCGAACGUCCUCAUGGUCCAGAAGCGGGCAAAACUCGUCGAGAAGCCCAGGCGUCCAUCGGCCAUCUCUCUCGCCAGGACAUGACAACAAGGAAGAGGCGGACAUCACUGCCCACGGCUCCCAUCAGCCCACCUGCCCAAGGCCCUCUCGACGGCUCUCACAUCACUGCCCACGACUCUCAUCGCGGAGAAGCCCUGGGCGCUCUCAAGGCAAUCAAGCUGCUCAUCGCCGCCAGGGUCAAGGAAUUAGAGGGGAGGGUCCCGUCGCGUCGGGUCUCCUUCGCCGGGAGCGACGGCGAGAACAUCUGGCAUGAUUUCGACAACCGGGAGGAGGCUCUGGCCGGUGAUAUGCGCGAGUUGAAGUUGGUCGAGGACGCCAUGGAUGUUGAUAAGGAGAACAAUUCUUGUUUCGUGGUGCCGGACAGGGCGCCGGUGAAGUCGCGUGAAGGCGGGGUUGAGAAGAUGGAAGGUAUAGUGCUGGCGCCCAAAGCGGCAUCAAAGCCACGCAAGCACGAGAUACAGCGACAGAUCUUGUCGGCAUAUCAUGACAACACAGAUGCUUUUUACUGGGACGAUAAGGAGUUGUGGGAUGAGAGGUUUAGGCGGUGA